AUAUUCUUUGUUCCUUAUGAAAAACUGAUAAAUGCAUGCUCAACUAAAAAUUACACGAAAUUCUGGAUUGUUUUACAACCAGGAUCUCAAGUCUUUAAUCUGUAAAUCUUUAUCAUUUUUAGUAGUAAUUUGGAGAGGAAAUCUUUUGAGCGGGCGAAUGAUAUGUAAAAUUGAAGUAGUUAUUGUUAUUUAUUUAUUUUUUAGUAUAGAUUUAAAUACUUUAACUUUAUAUGUAAAUGAUAAUUGAUAAAAUUUAGAGUAGAUAACAAAAAUUUAUAAUAUAGAGUAGAAAUUGACAAAAGAUAACAAGAAAUGAAACUAAAUUGAAAGAAAUUGAAUUAAAUUAAAUGGAAUUCAA
This is a messenger RNA of Ascoidea rubescens DSM 1968, 358 nucleotides long. RefSeq lists its product as uncharacterized. The transcript has a single exon. The record is from RefSeq and is a predicted model, not a curated record. NCBI's taxonomy places the organism in Eukaryota, Fungi, Ascomycota, Saccharomycetes, Ascoideales, Ascoideaceae. The coding region runs from base 32 to 247 and encodes 71 amino acids.